UCAGUCUAUAUUUUCACACACAACACAAAGCAAAGAGAGAGGUAGAAGAAAAACUGUAAGUCAAAAAAAAUGGAUAUCCCUACCUCAGAAAGGCUAGCAACAAUUCAGCAAGAAAUCCGUUGGGUAGAAACCCGGAAGCUCCAAUAUGAGGAAAUGCUGGGUCUGUUCUGGGAGCACCUGCCUGCCAUCGAUCCAGAGGAGUCGAAUAUACGCAAGCAACGGCUCCGGGAUAGCAUUAGAGCUAUGGAAGAGAGGAAAUAA
Beta vulgaris subsp. vulgaris (sugar beet) is the source of this 261-nucleotide messenger RNA. RefSeq lists its product as uncharacterized. The record is from RefSeq and is a predicted model, not a curated record. The transcript has a single exon. Bases 70 to 261 code for a protein of 63 amino acids. Lineage: Eukaryota; Viridiplantae; Streptophyta; Magnoliopsida; Caryophyllales; Amaranthaceae.